Striga hermonthica is the source of this 5061-nucleotide messenger RNA. Lineage: Eukaryota; Viridiplantae; Streptophyta; Magnoliopsida; Lamiales; Orobanchaceae. The record is from the annotation of a GenBank genome assembly.
AUGGCGUCUUCAAGCUCCGGCAAUUCCAUACCUGCGCCUGAGGCCGUGCAAGUUCUUGUGUCUUCUCUUGCGGAUGAGUCUCCCGUGGUCAGAGAAGCUUCGGCUGUUACUCUUAAAGACAUAGCGGCUCUGAACCCUCUUUUGGUUCUCGAUUGCUGCUCCACUGUCUCCCGUGGCGGCCGAAGAAAAUUUGGGAACAUAGCUGGAUUAUUUCAAGUUAUGUCUAUGGCAAUUCGAGCAUUGGAUAAAGAUGACGUUGAUCCUCAAUACAUGGCAAAGCUUGCUAAAAUAGCAGUGGCUGAGAUAAUCUCCACUAAGGAACUUAAUGCUGAUUGGCAAAGAGCUGCAUCUGGUGUACUAGUUGCAUUAGGUUUACAUCUGCCUGAUCUUAUGAUGGAAGAAAUAUUUCUUCAUCUCUCUGGAUCUAAUUCAGCUCUUCCUGCCAUGGUUCAAAUACUCGCAGAUUUUGCUUCAUCCGAUGCUUUUCAGUUCACUCCACGACUCAAAGGUGUACUUACAAGAGUUCUGCCCAUUCUUGGAAACGUAAAAGAUAUUCACAAGCCAAUUUUCGCUAAUGCAUUCAAAUCUUGGUGUCAGGCCUGUUGGCAAUAUAAUGUGGAGUCGCCACUGUUUACAGCUGUAGAUGGUGAUGUUGUGUCCUUCCUCAACUCUGCAUUUGAGCUACUAUUGAGAGUUUGGGCAACUUCACGGGAUCUCAAGGUCCGCAUAUCGACUAUUGAGGCAUUAGGCCAGAUGGUUGGCCUUGUUACCAGGACCCAACUGAAAUCAGCUUUACCAAGGCUUGUGCCCACUAUAUUGGAAUUGUAUAAGAAAGAUCACGAUGUUGCCUUUGUGGCUACAUGCAGUCUCCACUAUCUCUUGAAUGCUUCCUUACUUUCCGAAAGUGGUCCACCUUUACUUGACUUUGAAGAUCUUACUGUCAUAUUAUCGACUCUUCUUCCCGUUGUUUGCAUCAGUAAUGACAGUAAACAACAUUCAGGUUUUUCAGUUGGACUGAAGACCUACAAUGAGAUUCAACAUUGUUUUCUCACGGUGGCCCAAGUCUAUCCGGAAGACAUGUUUGGGUUCCUUCUCUAUAAAUGCCGGUUGAAAGAAGAACCUUUGACUUUUGGUGCCCUUUCUGUUCUCAAGCAUCUUUUACCUAGGUUGUCUGAAGUUUGGCAUGCUAAAAGGCCUUUGCUAGUUGAAGCGGUAAAAAACUUGUUGGAUGAGGGUAAUUUGGCUGUCUGCAAGGCACUUUCAGAGUUAAUCGUUGUUAUGGCUUCGCACUGUUACUUGGUUGGUGCACCAGGAGAGUUAUUUGUGGAGUACUUGGUACGCCACUGUGCAAUGACAGAUGUGAACAGGGCAGAUAUUGAGACUUCAAAUGAUUUUGUUCGGUUGACUGGCUCCUUCAAUCCGUUCCUGCAAAGGAAACAAGAGGUAAAUAUUGGAGGUAUAUGUCCAACAGAUUUACGUGAAGUGUGUGAAAAAGGUCUUCUUUUGAUAACUGUCACCAUUCCUGAGAUGGAGCAUGUGCUUUGGCCAUUUUUGUUGAAAAUGAUCAUACCACGGGUUUACACUGGUGCAGUAGCAACAGUGUGCAGAUGCAUCUCAGAAUUAUGCAGAAAUAAACACACUCAAAGUGAUAUGAUCCUUUCCGAUUGUAAAGCACGUGCUGAUAUUCCCAAUCCUGAGGAUCUUUUUGCACGUCUUGUGGUGCUUCUCCACAAUCCAUUGGCAAGGGAGCAGCUAGUGACUCAAAUUCUAUCCGUCCUGCUUCACUUGGCCUCUAUAUUUCCCAGGAAGAUCAUCUUAUUUUGGCAAGAUGAGAUUCCCAAAAUGAAGGCCUAUGUGAGUGAUCCAGAAGACCUAAAGCAACAUCCAUUUUAUCAAGAAACAUGGGAUGACAUGGUUAUUAAUUUCGUUGCAGAAUCGUUGGAUGUGAUUCAGGAUGUUGAUUGGGUGAUUUCUCUAGGAAAUUCUUUUGCUAAACAAUAUGAACUUUAUUCAUCUGAUGAUGAGCAUGCUGCACUGCUUCACAGGUGUCUUGGUAUUUUGCUGCAGAAAGUACAUGACAGGACCUAUGUUCGGGAUAAGAUUGAUCUAAUGUACAUGCAAGCUAACAUUGCUUUGCCGGUGAAUAGGCUUGGUUUGGCAAAGGCCAUGGGAUUGGUUGCCGCGUCCCACUUGGACACAGUUCUGGAGAAGCUAAAAGACAUUCUUGAUAAUGUUGGUGAUGGUAUCUUUCAAAGGAUUUUGUCAUUCUUUUCUGAUAGAGGCAAAAUGGAAGAAUCAGAUGAUGUUCAUGCCGCUUUGGCACUUAUGUAUGGGUAUGCUGCAAAAUAUGCUCCAUCAACAGUUAUUGAAGCCAGAAUCGAUGCACUUGUGGUAGGUGUUAUUGUUUAUUCAUUGAUUUGCUAUACCUGCCUGCUCUGUGACUUGGAUGAUGAAGAUGGGUUCUCUGAUUCUAACCUGGAGCUCCUGCACACUCAGUCCCUUGCUUUAAGUGCUUGCACUACUUUGGUAUCUGUGGAGCCAAAAUUGACCAUUGAAACGAGGAACCUUGUAUUGAAGGCUACUUUAGGGUUCUUUGGUUUACCAAAUGAACCGCCUGAUGUUAUCGAUGGUCUCAUACACAACCUUAUUACUCUUCUCUGUGCAAUCCUUGUUACAAGUGGAGAGGAUGGAAGAAGCCGAGCAGAACAGUUGCUGCAUAUCUUGAGACAGAUUGAUCCAUACGUUUCCUCCUCUGUUGAAUAUCAGAGAAAAAGAGGUUGUUUUGCAGCCUAUGAGAUGCUUCAUAAGUUUCGGACUGUAUGUGUUAGUGGAUAUUGUUCACUCGGCUGCCAAGGAACUUGCACUCACAACAAAAGGAUAGACCGUUCUUCGACUUGCAAUUUUAGCAAUUUACCAUCUGCAUUUGUAUCACCAAGUCGUGAUGCUUUGUGUUUGGGGGAGAGGAUAAUGGUGUAUCUCCCACGCUGUGCAGAUACAAAUUCCGAAGUUAGAAAAACCUCUGCUCAGAUCCUUGAUUUAUUUUUCAGUAUAUCUCUUUCAUUACCGAAAUCUACACCUGGACUUGACAUUGAACUGUGCUACAGUGCUCUGUCAGCUCUUGAGGAUGUUAUUGCCAUCUUAAGGAGUGAUGCAUCCCUUGAUCCGUCUGAGGUCUUUAACAGAGUUGUUUCCUCUGUAAGCAUAUUAUUCACUAAGGACGAGCUGGUAGCUGCUUUACACGCUUGCUCAGCAGCUAUAUGUGACAGGGUCAAACAGUCUGCUGAAGGUGCAAUUCAAGCUGUGAUUGAGUUCAUUACAGAGAGGGGUAGGGAGCUAAAUGAGGCUGAAAUCUCUAGGACGACCCAAUCUUUGCUUUCUGCUGCCAUUCAUGUUACUGAGAAGUACCUACGUCAAGAAACACUUGGAGCUAUCUCUUCUCUUGCUGAGAGUACCAGCUCAAGAAUCGUUUUCGAUGAAGUGUUGGCUGUUGCUGAGAGAGAUAUCGCCACGAAAGAUGUGUCUAGAUUGCGUGGCGGCUGGCCAAUACAGGAUGUAUUUCAUGCAUUUUCCCAGCAUGCAGUUCUUUCCUAUUCGUUUCUGGAGCAUGUAACCUCUAUCCUCAAUCAGACUCCUAUCGUUCAAGGUGAUUCUUGGAAGGGAGAGAAUGUCAGCAAUUCUGGUGAAAGCAUUGUAGAGGAUAAUCUAUAUCAUGCUGCUGUCAUAGCUCUUACUGCCUUCUUCAGAGGUGGAGGGAAAGUUGGAAAAAAAGCCGUGGAGCAAAAAUAUGGUUCUGUCCUUGCAACUCUUGUGCUUCACUUGGCAAGUUGUCAUAGUUUAUCUAAUUCUGGCCGGCAUGAACCAUUGCGCGCACAACUGGUUGCAUUUAAUGCAUUCUGUGAGUGUGUCGGUGAUCUGGAAAUGGGGAAGAUUCUGGCAAGAGACAGAGAACAAAGUGAGGAGGACACUUGGAUUGGUUUGAUUGGGGAUCUGGCUGGUUGCAUUUCCAUAAAAAGGCCAAAAGAGGUAUCUACGAUUUGUUUGAUUCUUUGUAAAUCACUGGAUAAAUCGCUAAGAUGCUUGAGGGAAGCUGCAGCAGCUGCACUCUCCGAGUUCGUGCGCUUUAGUGAUAGUUUUGGUUCCUUGUUGGAGCAGAUGGUUGAAGGACUGACUCGACAUGUUUCUGAUGAUUCUCCAAAUGUUAGGCGCCUUUGUUUAAGAGGACUUGUGCAGAUGCCACUAGUCCAUGUUGUCCAGUUUAAUACGCAGAUUCUCAGCGUUAUAGUUGCUCUGCUUGAUGAUCCGGAUGAAUCAGUCCAGCUUACUGCUGUCUCUUGUUUGCUGACGGUUCUUGGAUCUUCUUCUGCUGCUGCAGUGGAGCCCGUUCUGCUUAGUCUUUCAGUUCGGCUUCGUAAUCUUCAAAUAUGCAUGAACGGGAAAAUCCGGGCCAAUGCAUUUGCAGGAUUUGGAGCCUUAAGCAACUACGGGUUUGGGCUACAACGUGACACGUUUCUUGAGCAGGUUCAUGUUGCUUUUCCACGCUUGGUGUUACAUCUUCAUGAUGAUGAUUUUGGUGUGAGACGGGCUUGCCGGAACACUUUUAAGUGCAUUGCCCCAUUGGUCGAGUUUGAUGGUAUGGUUGCUCUUGCCAGUACACAUCGAUUUGUUUCUGAUCAUAGAGCCGAUUAUGAGGACUUUCUGAGAGAUAUUGCAAGGCAAAUUACUCUGCAUAUGUCAUCCAGGAUUACUACAUACUUGGCAUCGAUUAUCCAGGCUUUCGAGGCUCCUUGGCCAGUAAUUCAAGCAAACGCCAUCUACUUGUGCAGCAGUAUAAUUUCUUUCUCAAGCGAUCAACAUAUUUCUGCCCUUUACCUCAGCCAGGUGUUUGGAAUGUUGAUCGGAAAGACUAGCCGUUCGACAGAUGCUAUUGUGAGAGCAACGGGCUCUUUGGCCCUUGGUUUGUUACUAAAAUCAGCCAAAUCAAGUUCUUGGAAAGCCGCCAGAUUGGAUCAAGUCGAUUUAAGUUUGAUGGGGCGCGAAAUGGAGUCUUCUAGAAGGUUUUGA